Molecule: messenger RNA, 3322 nt
Organism: Quercus lobata
Lineage: Eukaryota; Viridiplantae; Streptophyta; Magnoliopsida; Fagales; Fagaceae
Exons: 2
Coding region: 742-1317 (191 amino acids)
Molecular function (GO): zinc ion binding; nucleic acid binding
Source: RefSeq, a predicted model, not a curated record
UUGGCCAGCUAUCACUCAUUUACUCUCUUUUUCUUUUUCAUUUUCUCACAGGCACAGCAAACACUCCUCUGUCACUCUCUCAUCAUUUUCAACCGGUGUACCUCCUUCACCACCAUCUCCACCAUCAAUUUUCCAGCAAGAUCAUCGGAAAAUCUUCAAUAACCUCUAAGCACCUUCAUAUAAUUUAUUUUAUUUGAGGUAUAAGUACAUUUGUAUUCUAUGACUCCUAAAAAGAAAGCACGCAAAGUAAGACAUGUAGAUGAGGUUGCAGCUCCAGAACACGACCCUAGGCAAUGCCAAAAGCGUGAGAGAUCUAUCACUCUUGAUGGUAGUGAGAUUGGUAAGGUGGCAGACAGAAUCUAUGCUAGGAUUGCUAGAGCAGUUCAGGGUGGUGAGCAUAAGAGGGAGGGUUGUUCUUUUGGGGAUUUCCGUAAGCAAAACCCUCCAACUUUUAAUGGUGAAUCUAAUCCAAAGGCAACAGAGAAUUGGGUGCUAAAGAUGGAAAAGUUAUUGAGAGCCCUUGAAUGCACUGAUGCUCAAAAGGUGGUGUAUGCUACUUUUGCUCUUCGAGAUUCUGCUGAGAGAUGGUGGACAAGCACUGAGCACUUGUUGAGGAUGGAGUUGGGAGAGGACACUCCUAUUACUUGGGAGAAGUUUAAGGAACUCUUUAAUGAGACUUAUUUUCAUGAUGUAGUUAGGGAUCGAGAGGAGAGAGAAUUUUCUGAUUUGGUUUAAGGGUCUAUGACUGUGGAAGAAUAUGCUGCAAAGUUUGUUGAGCUCUCCCGCUUUACUCCCUAUUUAAUUCCAAAUGAGCCUAAGAAAGUAAGGAAGUUUCAGAAAGGUCUUAAUGAUAAGAUUCGCCCUUACAUUAUAGCCUCUGGAGUGGGUACUUUUACUGAGACUGUGAAGCAGGCAAUAAGUCUUGAAAAGGACUUUAAGUGCAACCUCGAUUCUAGGGAGGAUGGAAAGAAGCAAGAACCCUCUGGUUUUCAACAUGGAGAGGAUCAGGGGAAAAAUUUCAAGAAGGGGCUGCUUAAGAAGUCUAGUAAUAGGGGUCAUUCUUAUGGGCAAAACAAGGGUGCCUUGCCUCAUUCAAGUGAAAAGAAGCUUUGCUCCCAUUGUGAUAGAUUUCAUAAUGGUCAUGCUUGUGGUGGAGUUAAGUUGUGCUACAGUUGUAAUCAACCUGGUCACUUUGCUAGAGAAUGCCCAAUUGCUAAGGGCUCAGGUCCCUCUUCUUUGCCUCAGACUGUUAUGGGUAAUAACAAUGGGAAGAAGGUGCAAGGUAGAAUGUAUGCAUCGGUUUCUCAAGAUUUUUAGGCCACGGACAUUGUGGUGACAGGUAUAGUUUCUUUGCUCUCCACACAUGCUAGAGUUUUUUUGAUCUUGGUUCUACACAUUCUUUGUUUCUAAUGCCUUACUAAAAGUUGUGAUAAGAGCCUAGAACUCCUUGAUUUUAAGUUAUUAGCUUCUACCCCAAUGGGUGAUAUUUUAUGGAAUAAUCUCUUGCUCAAGUCUUGUAUCUUUUUAUCGAAGGUAGAGAGUUAUUGGCUAAAAUAGUGUUGCUAGAUAGGCAUGAUUUUUUUAUGUUAUCCUAGGCAUGGAUCGGUUGGCUUCUUAUCGUGCUUGUAUGCAUUUUUAGGAAGAAUGAUGAAUUUAUGAGGUUAUGUACCAACUACUAUGAUCUAAAUUGAGUUACCAUUAAGAGUAAGUAUCCUUUGCCUUGCAGUGAUGACUUGUUUAACUAAUGGCAAAGACAACAAGUAUUUUCUAAAAUUGAUCUUGUUUUGGUUGCCGAUAGUUGAAAAUUUAAGGCAUGCAUACCAAAGGUGGCCUUUUGGACUAGGUAUAUUAUGAGUUCUUAAUGAUGCUGCUUGGAUUAGCUAAUGCCCCUACUACCUUUAUGGAUUUGAUGAAUGUGGCAUUUCAUGAUUACUUGGAUCACUUUGUCAUUGUGUUCAUUGAUGAUAUUUUGAUUUAUUCUAAGAGCCAAGAAAAGCAGGAAGAACACUUUAAGGAUUGUUUUACAAAUUCUAAGAGAAAAUAAAUUGUUUGCUACAUUGAGGAAAUAUGAAUUCUAGUGGAAUCAAAUAGCAUUGUUAGGUUAUGUGAUCGCUAAAGAUGGAAUUACAUUGGAUCUUGGAAGGAUAUAAUUUUUACGAGAAAGAUUACCCCACAUGACUUGGAGUUGGCUACAGUUGUGUUGCGUUGAAAAUUUGGAGACGUUAUUUGUACAAGAGAGACAUGAGAUUUUUAUGGUUCAUAAAAUUUUAGAGUAUUUCUUUAACCGGAAUAAGCUAAAUAAGAGAUAACGGUGAUGACUUUAAUUUUUUAAGGACUAUGAUUUCUCUAUUAACAAUCAUCCCCGUAAGGCUAUGUGUUGGUGCACUUGGUAGAAAGUCUCUGGAUAUUUUUCAGCUGCUUUGUAUACCACUCAGAGGGAAAUCAUUAUUGAUUUAGAAAGGUUGGGAGUUGAGGUUGUAUAGGCCAUUCAGAGACCUACUUGGAUAAUUGAGAGUUCAAUCAACUCUAGUAAAGAGAAUGAAAUUGUUGCAAGGCAGUGACUCUCAAUUGAUAUGGAUAAGGUGCAUAAGGUAAAGAGACCUAAGUUUAAUAUGUACAAUUUUGAGGACGAAAUUUUUAUAAGAGGGGAAGAAUGUAACGCCCUAGUAAAAAAGAACAAAAAAAUGGAAGUAAGAUUUUUUGGUAUCCCACGUGCCCCACCUACCCCUCUAUCUCCUACCACUUAUUCUCACAAAUAUCCCUCACUCUCUUUGGCCGGCUACACUCAUUAUCUAAGCUUUGAUAAUGAUACCCAUGUGAUUUAUGAGUUUUGGAAGUGAUAUUCAUGUGUUUAUAUGUAUGGAUUUUGUGUUGGUGGAAUUAUUUGAUGAGUGAGUUUAUAGUUUUUACAAUGGUGGCUAUCUAAGUGAUGAAGAUUUGGGGGUUUUGGCUUUUUAAUGUGAAAUAAAUGGUGAAUAUAAUUUUUAUUGAUUAUUUGGAGCUAGUUAAAAAUUCUAAUUGUUUGUCCUGGAGAAUAUUAUAAUUUUCGUGUCAUGGGUUUCUUGAUGAUAUUAUAUAAAUCUUGUAGGAACUACUAAGUGUUGAUGUUUUGAUGUUAGAGAUAAUACCUUGAAUGAUUUAUGAGUAUAAAUUGGAGUCCAUGCCAUGUAUUAUAUAUUGUUGAGAAACUUUGGAUGUGGAAUACAUUAUUUGUGAUGCUAAAUACUAGGCUUGUCUAAUUAAGUGCUUAUUUGGCAAUUCCUAAUUUGUAAUUAGAUACAAUUUCAAGCUUUAUGCAUAUUGUGAUAGGUUUGCUUGGUAU